AGUACUUCCGGGGUCAGUCGCGACAGUCGGCGUGCGGAUAUUUUUGAUGUUUUGAAACCCACGAGAGCCGCCAGCGCGUGUCUCCCGUUAAAGACCGACCGGCAGAGAGGCUGAGCGAUGAACGCCGUCUUCCGGAAGUUGCAGGCGUCCCUGUUCAACCAAGCGCCUGCGUUAUGCCGGGCCACGCCGUGCGUCCAGCGUCCCGUUGGCGCGUCUGAGAACGAGAGGCGCUACAGAUCCAUGCCGACGAACGGCAUCGGCAGGUGGAGACAUCUAAUCGCCAAAGAGGCGCCAAAGAAAAAGAAAGACAAACAGCAGAUGAAAGCGAUGCUGGCGGAGACGGACACGGCAUACGCGACUCUGAACGUGAACGUGUCGGGUUACGACAUGACGCUGGUGGAGCAUUACGCCCAGUACAUACACAACCUCUGCAACCGGCUCGGCAUCAAGGUGGCAGAAAGCUACGCGCUGCCCACCAAGAGCACGGAGGUCAUGCUGAUGCCGGAGCAGGGCACCAAGAUGUUUGUGGACUCCGUCCUGAAGACGCACUGGCGAGUCAUCCAGCUGAGCAGCCUGGACUCCGCGGCGUGUCCCGUGUUCAUCGACGUCCUCUUGAAGAACCAACCAGAGGGAGUCCAGCUCUCUGUGAAGGAGCACACCGUGGCCGACUUCCAAGCGAGGUUCAAAGGUCGUCCAGACCUGGAGGGGCUGAUGGCUCAGAUCAGCAACUAGGACACAAGGACACGCCUCCUUCAGACAUCUUGAUUUUCUUUCUUUAUUCUCUGACAUUUCUUUACUGAAUGCCAUGAAACGUGAUAAUUUGCAUCGAAAAUAUUAAAUAAUAACUUUACACAUUCA
Pseudoliparis swirei is the source of this 858-nucleotide messenger RNA. Its product is annotated as 39S ribosomal protein L48, mitochondrial-like. Bases 118 to 732 code for a protein of 204 amino acids. The transcript is spliced from 8 exons. Lineage: Eukaryota; Metazoa; Chordata; Actinopteri; Perciformes; Liparidae. The record is from RefSeq and is a predicted model, not a curated record. Gene Ontology annotation, cellular component: mitochondrial ribosome.